CGACGCUCAUAACUUCAGACUCAAUGUUCCUCCGGAUGUUAAGUUUCCGUAAUUUACUUUAGAUAUAAACAUACUUACCACACCGGGAAUAUAUUGAAUGAAGGAAAGGUGGCCUGUUGACGGAGAUGGCCACCUCUCCAGGAGUUUUGAAAGCAGAAAAGGUGAAGGGCAUGUCGAGGUUUCCAGUACUGCCCCCGAUUGAAGGCACACAGGAGCAGCAGGAUGAUGUUGCAAAGGCAACUGCAGCACGGGCGGAGAUAGCACAAAGGAUAAGUGAUCAGAAGAAAGUGCUGCGGUACAGAAGGAGUAAAGUGCAAGAAGAACAACUCCAGCAGAUAUUGGUGUCGAGAGCUAUGGAAGCCUACAGACAGAGCAAAGAGAGGGGGGCAGUACGCAGCCUGUCACCAGAGCCACAGCUGCCAUCUUCUAUGCUCAGUGAAGAGAGGAAGCGCAGUAUGAACUACAUGUUCCUGAAGUGCUGUGUAGAGAGCAGCCCAUUGGCUCCAAUCCAGCAACACUGGUUAGACGGCAUAGUUGCCCGAGUCCCUCAAAAACUUCGAGAGAACCCUGAGACCCAAAAACUGUUACAAGAGCUCUGCAAAGAAGUCAGCGACAACUUCCACAGUGUGAUCGUCAGGCAUACAGUGAACACAGUAUUGAAGAAUCCACAGAAAGAAGGAUCCAACUCUGAAAAACAUACAACCACCCAAACAAGAAUUCUUGAUUUCCCCCAACAUUGGCAUCAUAGCUUUAUCAAAAGCCGCAAGCUUAUGCAAAAACAUCUGCACAUUCUUCAUCCCUUAAUGCCAACUCUCCUCAAUAUUGGCUACAUGACAUUUUCUACACUGAUCCUGGUUGACUUUUCUGAAUGUCGAGCUUCAGGACCUGUAGACUGUAAGAGCCUUCAGAACAAAAUGGUUUUGCAGUGUAAGAGGACAGAGGAUCGUAUCAUGAAUACAUGGUUUCCUAAAGUCAUCAGCUUGUUAACAAAUAAGGAAACACUGAAGAGCAUCAAAGAGGAGAAACAUGACUCCUUCUUCAGAUGUGCCUCAACCCUCAUCUCAAAUCAGUUGAAAUCCAUGCUUCAUCGAAGUGUGGAGGAGUUUGUCAGCCUUUUUGAUCCAAACAAUGGCCACCGCCUGCCCAUCUUUCGAAUGGCUUUGACAUUUGAUGAUGAAAAGAUGGAAAUUUAUCCCACCUUACACGAUCUGAAAGCUUCUGUCUUUGAGAUUCUCAAAGCCAUCACGCAUACACUGCAGAAAGUGCAGACGGUCCAGUCAUGGCUACAAGGAUCAUCUUCAUUUGUGGACGCUAAGGUUGCUGAUCACAUCCUCGCAUGGGCAAAGGCCACUUUGAAGACAGCUGUUUGCAAGAAUCUAGAAGAACCUGACAAAUAUCUCAAGAACUACGUUGAUAAGUAUGACUGGUUAGUCAACGGAACUGCACAUGCUAGAGUGAAGAAGUUCAUGAAGGAAGAGCACUCUUUUGAAGAGUACACCAAACAAGUGGAGGAGUUUCGUGCUCUGUCAAAGGAGAUUAUCAGCCUCCCAGCCAAAGCCCACUUCACAAUGGUCCAUCUGGACUGUGAAGAGCUGAAGCAGGGCCUGGCCGGCAAAGCCAAAAACUAUGUUGAAAUACUUCUAAAGAAACUCAUCACCAACCACCGUGAGAAGAAUCUACAGAUCUGCUCAGAAUUUGAAACCCUCCAAGAGAACGCUCUGAAAAUACCAGAGACUACAGAGGCCAUGAGUCAGCUCAUUAAUUACAUUAAUUUGAAUAAGACAAAGGGUAUUGAAGAGCUUAAUGAGAAAAUAAAGGAAAGCUACUGCAGAUUAAUCUACCUCCUGGAUGUCUACAUCAUUGAUGCACAGGAUGAGGAAAUUAAUUCUGCUGUCUUUCUCUGGCCACGGAAAAUCCUUGAAGUCUUUGAGCUCAGUGAUGAGGUGCUGAAGAAAGCCAAGCAGAAAGGCGAAAAGGAGUUGAUUGCCAGAAGAGAGAGAUUAAUCUCACUGCUGGAAAAGUUGGGACGUAGGACUGAGGAGUUUCCAUGUUGCUCUGAGCUGGAAAUGAUGCAGCAGUAUAUUAGAGACGUCAAAACAGUUCAGAAACUUAUCCACGAGGCUGAAGAGGACAUCGCCUUCAUCAACAAAGAGGAGGACUUUUACAAAUGGGAGCAAACGUCUUACCCAGAAGUUCACAUCAUCAAAGACAGCAUUGAACCAUAUCAGAAGCUGUUUGGACUUGUACUGAAGUGGCAGCGCACAGAGAACAGAUGGAUGGAUGGUUCCUUCCAGGACCUCGAUGGUGAAAGCAUGGAAGGGAAGGUGGAUGAGUUCUUUAGGGAGGUCUUCAAGAUGCUCAAGUUCUUCCAACAGAAACAGAAUAAGGCUGAGCAAGAGAUGGAGAGGAAGUCUACGACACCUACGCGACGUGGUAGUGUGGACAGUCCUAGGAAGCAGGAAAGCCCAUCAGUCCUGUUGUGCUCCACUGUUCUGGAUCAGAUCAAAGAUUUCAAGAACCAUAUCCCUGUAGUGUCCAUUUUGUGUAAUAUGGGAAUCCGAGCUCGCCACUGGGACCAGAUGUCAGAGAUUGUAGGGUACGACCUCACCCCAGACUCUGGUACUACACUACGUAAAGUUCUCAAACAGAACCUGACAUCUUACCUAGAAGAGUUUGAGUCGAUCAGUGCUGCUGCUAGUAAAGAAUUUUCCCUGGAGAAGGCUAUGCAAACCAUGGUGCAUAUUUGGGAUGGAGUUUCUUUCCACCAUCAACCUUACAGAGAGACAGGAGUGUCCAUCCUCACAGCUUUGGACGAGAUCCAGACGAUGCUGGAUGAUCAGAUUGUGAAGACUCAGACUAUGAGGGGCUCACCAUUCAUCAAACCAUUUGAAAAUGAGAUCAAGCAUUGGGAAGAGCGUCUUCUUCGAAUCCAGGAAACCAUCGAUGAAUGGUUGAAGGUGCAGGCCCAGUGGCUUUAUCUGGAGCCCAUUUUUUCUUCUCAGGACAUCAUGCAGCAGAUUCCUGAAGAGGGACGACUUUUCCAAACUGUUGACAAAAACUGGAAAGAGAUUAUGAGGCACUGUGUUAAGGACUCAAAGAUUCUGCCAGCAACCUCGCUGCCUGGUUUAUUAGAGAAACUGCAAGACUCUAACAACCUCCUUGAAAGCAUCAUGAAAGGAUUGAAUGCAUAUCUGGAGAAGAAGCGUCUCUUUUUUCCACGGUUCUUCUUCUUGUCCAAUGAUGAAAUGUUGGAAAUCCUAUCAGAGACAAAGGACCCUCUGCUAGUGCAGCCUCAUCUGAAGAAAUGCUUUGAGGGCAUUUCCAAAUUGGACUUUCUACCCAAUCUGGAUAUCCAGGCCAUGUACAGCAGUGAGGGGGAGCGUGUGCAGCUGAUCCAGAAUAUCUCCACGUCUGAAGCCAAAGGAGCAGUGGAGAAGUGGCUGGUGCAGGUGGAGGAUGUGAUGCUUCGAAGUGUUAGAGAUGUAGUGGCCCGGUCCAGAUUGGCCUAUGCGGAGACUGCACGGAGCCAGUGGGUGAAGGAGUGGCCUGGGCAGGUGGUCCUCUGCACAUCCCAGAUUUUCUGGACCUUGGAGGUUCAUGAAGCCAUCAGAUCAGGGCCUGAUGGUUUGAAAACCUACAAUCAGCAGCUCCAGAGUCAGCUGAAUGACAUCGUGGAGCUUGUGAGGGGGAAACUUCCCAAACAAACAAGGAUCACUUUGGGAGCGCUGGUCACAAUUGAUGUCCAUGCCAGGGAUGUGGUCAUGGAGCUGACUGAGAAUGGUGUGUCAAGUGAAACAGAUUUCCAAUGGCUUGCUCAGCUUCGUUACUACUGGAGCAAUGAAAAUGUUCGUGUUCGCAUAAUCAACUGUGACGUUAAGUACGCCUACGAGUACCUGGGGAACUCACCACGGCUGGUCAUCACGCCGCUGACUGACAGAUGCUACAGAACACUGAUUGGGGCUUUCUACCUGCACUUGGGUGGUGCGCCCGAGGGUCCAGCUGGAACGGGAAAGACUGAAACCACCAAAGAUCUUGCCAAAGCUUUAGCUGUGCAGUGUGUGGUCUUCAACUGUUCUGAUGGACUGGAUUACCUCGCCAUGGGCAAAUUUUUUAAAGGUCUGGCCUCAUCUGGUGCGUGGGCAUGCUUUGAUGAGUUCAACCGCAUUGAGCUGGAGGUGCUGUCUGUAGUGGCUCAGCAGGUUCUGUGCAUCCAGAGAGCCAUCGAGCUGAAACUAGAGUAUUUCGACUUUGAAGGGACAAUGCUCAAACUCAACCCAAACUGCUUUGUGUCCAUCACAAUGAACCCCGGCUAUGCAGGACGCUCAGAACUCCCAGACAAUCUUAAGGUGUUAUUUCGAACAGUUGCCAUGAUGGUCCCAAACUACGCUCUAAUCGCAGAGAUCUCCCUUUAUUCUUAUGGCUUCCUCAAUGCCAAACCUCUUUCUGUGAAGAUUGUGAUGACCUACAGGCUGUGCUCAGAGCAGCUGUCCUCCCAAUUCCAUUAUGAUUACGGCAUGAGGGCUGUGAAAGCUGUUCUUGUGGCUGCAGGGAAUCUCAAGCUCAAGUAUCCUGAUGAGAACGAGGACAUACUGCUCCUAAGGUCCAUUAAGGAUGUCAAUGAGCCCAAAUUUCUUUCCCACGAUAUUCCACUGUUCAAUGGAAUCACCAGUGACUUGUUCCCAGGCAUCUCACUUCCUGAGGCUGACUAUCAGCUGUUUCUGGAGGCCGCAGACAAGUGCUGUAAAAACCACAAUGUACAGCCAACACAAGUUUUCUUGGAGAAGAUGAUCCAGACUUAUGAAAUGAUGAUAGUCAGACAUGGCUUCAUGCUGGUGGGAGAACCAUUUGCCGGAAAGACCAAAGUGCUACAUGUUCUCGCUGAUACGCUGACCCUCAUGAAUGAGAGAGGGUAUGGAGAGGAGGAGAAGGUUAUCUACAGGACAUUGAACCCUAAGUCCAUCACCAUGGGACAGCUCUUUGGACAGUUCGACCUAGUUUCUCAUGAGUGGACAGACGGGAUUGUGGCCAACACAUUUCGUGAGUUUGCAUCAGCUGAAACACCAGAUCGUAAAUGGGUGGUGUUUGACGGCCCUGUUGAUACACUAUGGAUUGAGAGCAUGAAUACAGUGCUGGAUGACAACAAAAAGUUGUGCCUAAUGAGUGGUGAGAUCAUUCAAAUGUCAAAUCAGAUGAGUUUGAUUUUUGAAGCCAUGGAUCUAUCACAGGCCUCUCCCGCCACAGUCAGCCGAUGUGGCAUGAUCUACAUGGAACCAUCUCAGUUAGGCUGGGAGCCCUUAGUUAUCUCCUGGUUGAACACUCUCCCUGAGGCUCUUCAGAGCCCGGAGAACCGCUCUCUCCUCCUGGAGCUCUUCUACUGGCUCCUGCCACCUGCUCUCAGGAUGCUGCGAAAACACUGCAGAGAAGUUGUUUCCACUAGCAACAGUAACAAUGUGGUGUCCUUGUGUCGACUGUUUGAGAUGUUGAUCUCUGAGCCUGUGCAGAAAGCUCCAGGGGAUAAAAAUAUUCGCACCUGGAUCAUGGCAGGGUUCACCUUCUCCCUGGUCUGGUCUGUGGGUGGCAGCUGUGACGCAAACAGCAGAGAGAGAUUUAGUGAAUUCUUUAGAGAGACUAUAUCAGGAAGGGAAGUAGAACAUCCUAUCCCUGCCACUGUAGGGAAAUGGGAGUGUCCAAUGGAUGAUAAAGGCCUGGUGUAUGACUAUUUCUAUGAGUUUAAAGGAAAAGGCAAAUGGGUUCACUGGAACGAUGGCAUCAAAAAUGUCAACCUUGGGGACAAAAACACCAAAGUGCAAGAGAUCAUUGUUCCCACUAUAGAUACGGUUCGCUACACCUACCUCAUGGACCGCUGCAUCAGCUAUGGAGUACCUCUGCUGUUUGUUGGUCCUACUGGCACAGGGAAGUCAGUGUAUGUGAAGGAGAAGCUGAUGAAUAAUUUGGACAAGGACCGCUAUCUACCCUUCUUUUUAAACUUUUCAGCUCGAACUAGCGCCAACCAAACUCAGAAUAUCAUCAUGUCCAGAUUAGAUAAGAGAAGGAAGGGUGUCUAUGGUCCCCCUAUGGGUAAGAAGUGUGUCAUCUUUGUGGAUGACAUGAACAUGCCUGCACUGGAGCAGUUUGGAGCACAGCCUCCCGUGGAACUCCUUCGACAGUUUAUUGACCAUGGAAACUGGUACGACCUGAAGGACACCUCCAGGAUCAGUCUUGUUGACCUCCAGCUCAUCGCAGCAAUGGGUCCCCCUGGUGGUGGGAGGAAUGCUGUGACAUCUCGCUUCUUGCGACACUUCAACAUCUUUAGCAUUAAUGCUUUCAGUGAUGACACCAUGGUUCGAAUCUUCUCCAGCAUUGUAGCCUUCUAUCUCAAAAACAAUCAAUUCCCACCUGAAUAUUUCACCAUCGGCACCCAAAUAGUGACCGCUACAAUGGAAGUGUAUAAGAAAGCCAUGGAGAACCUCCUUCCUACCCCAGCCAAGUCUCACUAUACCUUCAACUUGCGGGACUUCUCACGUGUCAUCCAAGGCUGCUUGCUGCUGAAGAAGGGGUCUCUGGAGAACAAGCACACGAUGAUUCGCCUGUUUGUCCAUGAGGUCUUCCGUGUCUACUAUGAUCGCCUGGUGGAUGACAAAGAUAGAGCAUGGCUCUACCAGCUGAUGAAAGGCAUUCUUAAAGACCAUUUCAAAGAGUCCUUCGAACCAGUGUUUGAUCACCUGAAACAAGGCAGUAAACUGGUUGAAGAAGACAUGCGGAACCUUCUAUUUGGGGACUACAUGAAUCCUGACCUGGAGGAUGACGAGCGUUUGUACGCUGAGGUUCCCUCAAUCGAUAGCUUUGAAAAUGUAGUGCAGUCGUGUCUUGAAGAAUACAACCAAAUGCACAAAAAUCACAUGAACCUCGUCAUCUUUAGGUAUGUCCUUGAGCACCUGUCUCGUAUCAGCCGUGUGUUGAAACAGCCGGGAGGCAAUGCUCUACUUGUAGGAGUGGGGGGCAGCGGGCGCCAGUCAAUCACCCGUCUGGCUACAUCCAUGGCCCACAUGACCAUGUUCCAGCCUGAGAUCUCAAAGAGCUAUGGCAUGACUGAAUGGAGAGAUGACCUGAAGAUGCUGCUGAAAAAUGCUGGAGUAAAAGGUCAGAAAACAGUGUUCCUGAUAACUGACGCUCAAAUCAAAGAUGAAGCUUUUCUAGAGGACGUGGACAGUGUGUUGAACACAGGGGAGGUGCCCAAUCUAUUUGCCAUUGAUGAGAAGCAGGAGAUUAUGGAGACAGUGCGUCCCAUCGCCCAGGCUGGUAAUAAAAAUUUGGAGUUGAGUCCUUUGACUCUGUUUGCCUUCUUUGUAACGCGCUGUAGACAGAACCUGCACAUUGUGGUAGCCUUCAGUCCUAUAGGAGACGCCUUUCGAAACCGCCUGCGCCAAUUCCCAUCUCUUAUCAACUGCUGCACCAUUGACUGGUUCCAGCCAUGGCCUGAGGAGGCUCUUGAGCGGGUAGCCAACUCCUUCCUGGAGUCACUGGAUAUGAGUGAAAACGAGAGGCAGGAAGUCGUACCAAUUUGCAAAACAUUCCAUACCUCCGCCAAACAACUCUCAAACAGAUUCCUCUCUGAGUUGGGUCGUCAUAAUUACGUGACCCCCACGUCCUACCUGGAACUGAUUGCAGCUUUCAAGUUGCUUCUCACUCAGAAAAGAGAUACAGUCAUGAAAGCCAAACGGAGGUACACCAACGGCCUGGAUAAACUAGCCUUUGCUGAAUCUCAGGUUGGUGAGAUGCAAAAGGAACUUGUUGAUCUGCAGCCCAAACUGGAACAGGCAAAAAUAGACAACACUAAAAUGAUGGAGGUGAUUGAAGUGGAGUCUGUGGAGGUGGAAGCUAAAAGUAAAGUUGUUCGUGUAGACGAGGAAGCAGCAACAAUAAAAGCAGACGAGGCUCAGGCUCUGAAAAACGAGUGUGAAAGUGACUUGGCUGAGGCCAUCCCUGCCCUGGAAGCUGCUCUCUCAGCCUUGGACACUUUGAAGCCCUCUGAUGUCACAAUCGUGAAGUCGAUGAAGAAUCCUCCCUCAGGGGUGAAGCUGGUGAUGUCAGCUGUGUGUGUGAUGAAGGAGAUAAAGCCAGAUAAGAUAGCUGACCCAGCUGGGACUGGAAAAAAGGUUUUGGACUACUGGGGUCCAAGCAAAAAGCUUCUUGGCGACAUGAACUUUUUACGAGAUCUCAGGGAAUAUGACAAGGACAACAUUCCAGUCCCUGUGAUGCAAAAAAUCCGUACUGAGUACAUGACUAAUCCUGACUUUGACCCCAGUAUAGUGGCAAAGGCCUCCUCUGCAGCUGAGGGCCUGUGCAAGUGGAUCAAAGCAAUGGAGGUGUAUGACAGAGUGGCAAAGGUUGUGGGUCCCAAAAAAGCUAACCUCGCAGAAGCCCAAGAGUCCCUGGCUGAUACCAUGGCCCUGCUGGACCAGAAGAGAGGGGAACUGAAAGAGGUGGAGGACCGUUUAGCUGCCCUCCAGAAAACUUUUGAGGAAAAGACAGAGGAGAAAGCCCAGCUGGAGUUGCAGGUUGAUUUGUGUGCAAGGAAGUUGGAGAGAGCAGAGAAACUUAUUGGUGGUCUCGGUGGAGAAAAGACCAGAUGGUCUAAGGCAGCAGAUGAUCUACAGAACACAUACGACAACCUGACCGGGGAUGCUCUCAUCUCUGCGGGGGUCAUCGCUUACCUCGGGGCCUUCACUGCUGGCUUCAGGCAGGACUGCACCAAGACAUGGACCAAACUCUGCCAAUCUAAGAAUAUUCCAUCAUCGGAUGAAUUCGCUCUCAGUAAGACCCUGGGAGACCCCAUUAAGAUCAGAGCUUGGAACAUUGCUGGCCUUCCCAGUGACUCUUUCUCUGUGGACAAUGGUGUCAUUGUUAGUAAUUCACGGAGGUGGCCCUUGAUGAUUGAUCCUCAGGGUCAGGCGAACAAGUGGGUGAAGAAUUCAGAGAAAGACAACAACCUGAGUGUGAUCAAGCUGACUGAUGGGGACUAUAUGAGGACUUUGGAAAACUGCAUUCAGUUUGGAACCCCCUUGCUACUGGAGAAUGUAGGAGAGGAGCUGGACCCCUCACUGGAACCGCUGCUGCUCAAACAAAUCUUCAAACAAGGCGGAGUGGAUUGCAUCAGGCUUGGAGAGAGUGUGAUUGAGUACUCUAGUGAUUUCCGUUUCUACAUCACCACUAAGCUGAGGAACCCACACUAUUUACCAGAACUGGCCACCAAGGUGUCUCUACUGAACUUCAUGAUCACUCCAGAGGGGCUGGAAGACCAGCUGCUGGGGAUAGUGGUUGCUAAGGAGAGGCCAGAGCUGGAGGAGGAGAGAAAUGCACUAAUCCUGCAGUCGGCUGCUAAUAAAAGGCAGCUUAAGGAAAUUGAGGACAAGAUCCUGGAGACACUGCAGUCGUCUGAGGGGAAUAUCCUAGAGGAUGAGAGCGCCAUUCAGAUUCUAGACUCUGCAAAGAUCAUGUCAAAUGAGAUCACUAAGAAACAGCAGAUUGCAGAGAAGACAGAAAUCAAGAUAGCAGAGUCUAGAGAAGGUUAUAGAUCCAUAGCCAAGCACUCCUCCAUCCUGUUCUUCAGCAUCGCUGAUCUGACCAACAUUGACCCAAUGUACCAGUACUCUCUCAGCUGGUUUGUCAACCUCUACAUUAACUCAAUUCAGGACAGUAACAAGUCAAAGAUCCUCGAGCGGAGACUUCGAUACCUGAUUGAUCACUUCACCUAUAACCUAUAUUGUAAUGUCUGUCGCUCUCUAUUUGAGAGGGACAAACUCCUCUUUUCGUUCCUCCUCUGCUGCAAUCUACUCCUAGCAAAAAAGGAGAUUGAUUACUCCGACUUCAUGUUCCUACUGACCGGAGGAGUGGGUCUGCAGAACACUAUUCCCAACCCAGAGCCCAGCUGGCUGCAGGACAAGAGCUGGGAUGAGAUCUGUAGAGCGAGUGAUCUUCCUGGCUUACAAGGAAUAAAAGAGGCUUUCAUUAAAAGCCCCGGAGACUUCAAGCCCAUUUAUGACAGCAAAGAGCCGUGCAACACUCCUCUACCCACUCCCUGGUGUGAUCGACUUAAUGAGCUGCAGAAGAUGAUCAUCGUUCGCUGUCUCAGGCCGGAUAAGAUAGUGCCAGCUGUGACUAAAUACGUGACUGGCAAACUGGGCAAGAAAUUUGUCCAGCCACCCCCCUUUGACCUGAGUAAGAGCUACUUGGAUUCCAACUCUACCAUCCCUCUUGUGUUUGUGCUGUCUCCAGGAGCGGAUCCCAUGGCAAGCUUACUGAAGUUUGCCAGUGACAAGAACAUGGGUGGUGCCAAGUUUCAGUCCAUCUCUCUGGGGCAGGGCCAGGGGCCCAUUGCUGCCAAAAUGAUAUCCACAGCCAUGCAGGACGGGACGUGGGUGUGUUUGCAGAACUGUCACCUGGCUGUUUCCUGGAUGUCCACCCUGGAGAAAAUCUGUGAGGACUUCAGUCCAGCGACCUGCCAUCCUGACUUCCGCCUUUGGCUCACAAGUUACCCUUCAGCCAAAUUUCCAGUGACCAUCCUGCAGAAUGGAGUGAAAAUGACAAAUGAGCCUCCCACUGGACUCCGCCUGAACUUGCUACAAUCUUAUCUGUCAGAUCCUGUUUCCGACCCAAACUUCUUCAAUAACUGCUCUGACAAAGAGCUGAUUUGGGAGAAGCUCCUGUAUGGCCUGUGUUUCUUUCAUGCUCUAGUUCAGGAGAGGAAGAAGUUUGGUCCUCUUGGCUGGAACAUUCCCUAUGGCUUCAAUGAAUCUGACCUACGUAUCAGCAUCAGGCAGCUGCAGCUGUUUGUGAAUGAAUAUGAGGAGGUGCCCUUUGAGGCCAUAACUUACCUGACCGGAGAGUGUAACUAUGGGGGCCGAGUGACCGAUGACUGGGACAGGCGGCUCUUGAUGACGAUCUUAGCUGACUUCUACAACAAGGACAUCAUCGAGAAACCUCGCUACCCUUUCUCACCAAGCGGCGAGUACCACGCCCCUCCCAAAUCUAACUAUGACGACUACAUCGAAUUCAUCAAGGAGCUUCCAUUCAGCCAGCAUCCAGAGGUGUUUGGGAUGCAUGAAAAUGUGGACAUUUCGAAGGAUCUCCAGCAGACGAAGCUGUUGUUCGAUUCCCUGCUGCUCACUCAGGGUGGAGGAGCUAAGGGAGGGGGUAGCUCUGGAACUGACAACACGCUGUACGACAUAGCAAAUGACAUCCUCGCUAAGAUUCCAGCUGAUUUUGACACAGAAGCAGCUUUGUUGAAGUACCCGGUGCUCUAUGAAGAGAGCAUGAACACUGUUCUCGUCCAAGAGAUGGAGCGCUACAACACGCUGUGCAGCACCAUCCGUUUGAGUCUACAGAACCUGCUGAAGGCUAUCAAAGGCUUGGUGGUGAUGGAUGCAGAGCUGGAGGCAGUUGCAGGCAAUUUGAUAGUGGGAAAGGUCCCAGAGAAGUGGGCCAAGCGCUCUUACCCAAGCCUGAAGCCUUUGGGCAGCUACAUCACAGACUUUCUGUCAAGGCUCAAGUUUUUGCAGGAUUGGUACGAUGCCAGUAAACCCAGCGUGUUCUGGCUGUCUGGCUUCUUCUUCACCCAGGCCUUCCUGACGGGGGCUAUGCAGAAUUUUGCCCGAAAAUACCGCAUCCCCAUCGACCUGCUAGGUUUUGAUUAUGAGGUUCUCCCUAUUGAUGAGUCAGAAACAUCCCCUGAGGAUGGUGUUUACGUAAUUGGAUUGUUCCUGGAUGGAGCUCGAUGGGACAAAGAGAGUGGAUUUCUGGCUGAGCAGCACCCAAAAGUUCUGUUUGACUUAAUGCCCAUCAUGUGGAUAAAACCCACUCAAAAGAAGAACGUCGAUCAGCCUCAGAACCAAUUUGUCUGCCCUCUCUAUAAGACGACUGAGAGGAAGGGGACCCUCUCUACAACAGGCCACUCCACCAACUUUGUCAUUUCCAUGAUUUUGCCCACCAGCAGGCACCCUCAGCACUGGAUCAAGCGUGGGGUGGCCAUGCUUUGCCAGCUGGAUGAUUAAAUUCACACAACAAACCUCAACUGUGUCAGAUGAAAUACUUAAAUGCUUUUGUGAUGCUCUGUUCAUUCAGGAUGUUAAACUAAACAAAAAAAAAUCUGUUUUAGACCAACUGUAUUCUGUGUUUAAAACUCUGUAUGGAACCUAUUUUGUUGAAGCUUACAGUAAAAGUAGCUGGGUAAAGUGGGCCUUGAGGUAAUUCCAAAAAUAAAGCAAAAGAGAAAAUGUUCACUUAACUAGCUUCCUUACAUUAAACAAACCUUAGAAGCAUA
This is a messenger RNA of Notolabrus celidotus (New Zealand spotty), 12319 nucleotides long. RefSeq names its product dynein, axonemal, heavy chain 12 (gene dnah12). Bases 126 to 12050 code for a protein of 3974 amino acids. The record is from RefSeq and is a predicted model, not a curated record. Gene Ontology annotation, molecular function: minus-end-directed microtubule motor activity; dynein light intermediate chain binding; dynein intermediate chain binding. The transcript has 74 exons. Lineage: Eukaryota; Metazoa; Chordata; Actinopteri; Labriformes; Labridae. Gene Ontology annotation, biological process: microtubule-based movement. Gene Ontology annotation, cellular component: dynein complex.